This is a messenger RNA of Laetiporus sulphureus 93-53, 1395 nucleotides long. RefSeq lists its product as uncharacterized. NCBI's taxonomy places the organism in Eukaryota, Fungi, Basidiomycota, Agaricomycetes, Polyporales, Laetiporaceae. The record is from RefSeq and is a predicted model, not a curated record. The transcript is spliced from 6 exons. The coding region runs from base 1 to 1395 and encodes 464 amino acids.
AUGCGUUCCUCCACCAUCGUCGCUGUUGCUGCCGCCGUCGCUGCUCCCGCUCUCGUCGCUGCUGCCCCCACCUCCGCGUCCGGAAGCAAGGCAGUCUCUCUCGGUACCGUUUGGGAUGUCGCCAAGGACGGCUACAAUGCGGUCGAGGCAGGCAAGGGCGUCUACGACAGCUUCAAGAACAAGAACAGGCGUGAGCUCGCCGAGGAGCUCCUCGCGCGCGAGUUCCGUGGAGAGUACAAUAUCUUCCGCCCCAACACCGUCCAGCACUACGGCAGGGAGUUCGCUCAUGAGCACGAAACGCGCCCGGCCACGUACUCCCCGGAGCACUACGGCCACCAUGCGCGUGAGGCGCUGCAUUUCAAGUCGCUCCCGAAGUGGACCUGGGUACAGGGCCGCUCGGUCGUCAGCGACAUCGACGACGGCGUCAAGGUUGUGGGCGAUGCCGCGAACGCUGCCACGGACGUCCACAAUGCGUACGAGUCGUGGAAGAACAGCCAUCGCCGUGCGGAGCGCGAGGCAGGCGAGCACUACGGCUCCCUUCACACGAGCGGCAAGGGCCACAAGGGUCUGAAGGGCUACGAGAAGUCCAAGUCCUACACGUCCCAGGCUCAUGCCCGCGAAGACGACGGCAGCGGUGCCAUCUCGAUUGGCUCGAUCUUCGAUAUCGCCAAGGAUGGCUACGAUGCCUAUGAGUCGUAUAAGAACAACCACCGUCGCGGUGCUGAUGGCAGCGAGGCUAUCUCGUUGAGCACGAUCGGCGAAGGCAUCAACCUCGUCAGCGACGCAGCGAACGCGGCCACCGCCGUCCAUGAUGCCUACGAGGCGUGGAAGAAGAACCACCGGCGUGCGGAGCGCGAGGCAGGCGAGCACUACGGCUCCCUUCACACGAGCGGCAACGGCCACAAGAGUCUGAAUGGCUACGAGAACAAGUACUACAUGUCUCAGGCUCAUGCCCGCGAAGACGACGGCAGCGGUGCCAUUUCGAUCGGUUCGAUCUUUGAUAUCGCUAAGGAUGGCUACGAUGCCUACGAGUCGUACAAGAACAACCACCGUCGCACGGAGCGCGAGGCAGGCGAGCAAUAUGGCUCUCUUCGCGCGAGCCGCAAGGGUCGCAAGGGUUCGAAGGGCUUCGAGAAGUCCAAGUCGUACGCGUCCCAGGUGCAUGCCCGCGAAGACGAUGGCAGCGGUGCCAUCUCGAUCGGCUCGAUCUUUGAUAUCGCUAAGGAUGGUUACGAUGCCUACGAAUCAUAUAAGAACAACCAUCGCCGCUCUGUGGUCAACGACAUUGACGACGGCCUCAAGAUCGUCGGCGAUGGUGCGAAUGCUGUGACUGACAUCCACAACGCAUACGAGAGCUUCAAGCACUCUCGCUCCCUUCUAGAUGAGUUAGAUUGA